Messenger RNA from Brassica oleracea var. oleracea, 827 nucleotides. Its product is annotated as disease resistance protein ADR2-like. The record is from RefSeq and is a predicted model, not a curated record. The transcript is spliced from 2 exons. Gene Ontology annotation, molecular function: calcium ion binding. Gene Ontology annotation, biological process: signal transduction. Bases 61 to 738 code for a protein of 225 amino acids. Lineage: Eukaryota; Viridiplantae; Streptophyta; Magnoliopsida; Brassicales; Brassicaceae.
UUUUUUUUUUUUGAAACUUAACCACUCUCAUACUUUCUUCAAACUUAAUUUUUUUGCUCUAUGUCUCUCAUGGCGACUUCUUCUUCUUCCUUGCCUCAUGUUGUCUUCCCGAGCUUCCACGGGCCAGAUGUUCGUAGUGGAAUCCUCAGUCAUUUACGCAAUGUCUUUGCAAGGAAAGGAAUCACGAUGUUCAAUGAUAAUGACAUCGAAAGAGGCCAUACGAUUGGAUCUAAACUCGUGGAAGCCAUUACAAAAGCGGAAGUGUCAAUUGUUUUGCUCUCGAAGAAUUACGCUUCUUCAAUAUGGUGUUUAGGUGAAUUGCUUGAAAUCUUGAAGUGCAAAGAAGCUUCGGAGCUGAUCGUGAUACCGAUUUUCUAUGACGUUGAUCCGUCGGAUGUACGGAUUCAGACGGGAGACUUUGGCAUCGCAUUCAAGAAAACAUGUGAAGGUGUAACAGAGAAACAGAAGCAGAGAUGGAUCCAAGCUUUGACACGUGUAGCAAACAUAGCUGGAGAACACUCGCGUAUCUGGACUGAUGAAGCUGCGAUGCUCGAAAAAAUUUCCAGUCAUGUGUUGAAACAACUGAAAGUGAAAAAGCUAUGGGAAGAAUUUAGGAUUCGUGAUGUAGACCAAAAUCAUUACAUAACUGUACAAGAGCUUCACUAUGCGAUGACUCAGUUGUGGAGUUUCAAUAAUUUAAUAAUUUUCUAUUUUUUUCCUUCGUUAGGGAUAUUAUAGAAAAAGUUGUGAUGAUCGGAAAUUUUCCCACUGAUGUUACACUGGAAUGGGAGGAAAAGAAAGAAAUGAAUCACACUUAUAGACCUAUA